AUGCAGGUGGCUGGGCAGGGCCUGGAAAUAAAGUCAAAAGAGCAACACCUUGAAAAAAGGUCUUCCGUCCUAGAUUCCUCGCUUGGCAGUCGCAGGAAGCCCUUGGAGCCGUCACCAUGGGUAGGAUCGUGCGUCCGGGCUGGGGCGGGGUUUUCUGAGAGCACGAGCUGCGCGGUCAGGGAGCUGCAGAGGGGGCGUCAAGGGUCCGGCCGGAGUGCGACGCUGGUCACCUGCGACUCGCGGACCUGCACUCCGAGCCAGGAGGGGUGGCACCGCGGGCGCGGUCAGGGGCACGUCGCCGCGACGAUGAGCGACCGGGCGUUAGUGGAGCUGGAGCUUGAGGGCUCCGGGGAAGUAACCCGGCGCGGGAUCGCCCUGCCAGGUGGUGUCUUCGCUCCUGGGGUGCAGAGGCGGAGGGCCCUGAGGUGCCCAGACUCAGGUUGCAAGAAUGAAUGCAGUAACUUUGACCGGCCCACACCUUUAGGAAUCCUCAGUCCUCGGGUUUCGACCCUGUGGGCUGGGAGUGGGUUUGAUGGCUGGAGGGAGUCCUGCCUGGACCAAGAGGAACUGGGGCUGGCCCUUUGUGGCCCUUCUUUUUAUUCUCUAAUUAUCCUCCGACUUCAAGAGAAAGCACAGAGGAGGAUGCUGGUUCUCCAUAGUAAUAGGCCCUGCUCUGGAAUGUCCAAACCACAGAGUUGCUUUGGGUAUCCCUUGAGCAUCUUCUUCAUCGUGAUCAAUGAGUUCUGUGAAAGAUUUUCCUACUAUGGCAUGAAAGCACUCCUGAUUCUGUACUUCACACGGUUCAUUGGCUGGGAUGAUGAUCUGUCCACUGCAAUCUACCACUCGUUUGUUGCUCUCUGCUACCUGACACCAAUUCUCGGUGCUCUCAUUGCCGACUCCUGGCUGGGAAAGUUCAAGACAAUUGUGUCACUAUCCAUUGUCUACACCAUUGGACAGGCAAUCACUGCAAUAAGCUCCAUUAAUGACCUCUCAGACUUCAACCACGAUGGAACCCCUGACAACAUUGCUGUACAUGUGGCACUGUCCAUGACAGGCCUGGUGCUGAUAGCUCUCGGUACUGGAGGAAUCAAGCCUUGUGUGUCUGCAUUUGGUGGAGAUCAGUUUGAAGAGGGCCAGGAGAAACAAAGAAACCGAUUUUUUUCCAUCUUUUACUUGGCCAUUAAUGCUGGAAGCUUACUUUCUACUAUCAUCACUCCCAUUCUCAGAGUUCAAGAAUGUGGGAUUCACAGUAAGCAAGCUUGUUACCCAUUGGCAUUUGGGGUUCCUGCUGCUCUCAUGGCUGUUGCUCUGAUUGUAUUUGUCAUUGGCAGUAGAAUGUACAAGAAGUUCCAGCCGCAGGGUAACAUCAUGGAUAAAGUAGUCAAGUGCAUUGGUUUUGCCAUCCAAAAUAGGUUUAGGCACCGGAGUAAGGAAUUUCCCCAAAGGGAGCAUUGGCUGGACUGGGCCAAAGAGAAGUAUGAUGAGCGGCUUAUCUCUCAAAUUAAGAUGGUUACAAGGGUGAUGUUCCUGUACAUUCCACUCCCUAUGUUCUGGGCCUUGUUCGAUCAGCAGGGCUCAAGGUGGACACUACAAGCAACAACAAUGAGUGGGAAAAUUGGACAUAUUGAAAUUCAGCCAGAUCAGAUGCAGACUGUCAACGCCAUCUUGAUCGUCGUCAUGGUCCCCAUUGUAGAUGCUGUCGUGUAUCCUCUGAUUGCAAAAUGUGGUUUCAACUUCACCCCCUUGAAGAAGAUGACAGUCGGAAUGUUCCUGGCUUCCAUGGCUUUUGUGGCAGCUGCAGUUGUGCAGUUGGAAAUUGAUAAAACUCUUCCAGUCUUCCCCAAAGGAAACCAAGUCCAAAUUAAAGUAUUGAAUAUAGGAAAUGAGAAUAUGACUAUAUAUUUUCCUGGAGAGACGGUGCACCUUGUCCAAAUGUCUCAGACAAAUAUGUUUAGGACUUUUGAUGUGACUGAACUGACAAGUAUAAACAUUUCUUCUGCUGAAUCACUAGUCACGCCAGUAACUCCUAACUUUGAGGAGGGCCAUCGCCAUACCCUUCUAGUGUGGGCCGCAAACCAUUACGAAGUGGUAAAGGAUGGCCUUAACCAGAAGCCAGAAAAAGGACAAAAUGGAAUUAGAUUUGUAAAUGCUUUUGGUGGGAGCUUCAAUGUCACAAUGGAUGGGAAAGUAUAUGAACAUGUCAGCAGUCACAAUGCCAGCAAAUACAAGUUUUUUCCUUCUGGCAUAAAAAACAUCACACUAAGUUCUGCAGAGAUCCCAGAAACCUGCAACAAUUCUUUUACAUCCAACCUUAGUUUUGGUAGUGCAUAUACCUAUGUAAUCAUCAGGAAGGAUGAUGGCUGCCCUGAACUGAAAGAAUUUGAAGAUAUUUCACCCAAUUCAGUUAGCAUGGCCCUGCAAAUCCCACAGUAUUUCCUCCUCACCUGUGGGGAAGUGGUUUUCUCUGUCACAGGAUUGGAGUUCUCAUAUUCUCAGGCUCCUUCCAACAUGAAGUCAGUGCUUCAAGCAGGAUGGUUGUUGACAGUGGCUGUUGGCAACAUCAUUGUGCUGAUUGUGGCAGGAGCAGGCCAGUUCAGUAAACAGUGGGCCGAGUAUAUUCUGUUCGCUUCGUUGCUUCUGGUUGUAUGCAUAAUCUUUGCCAUCAUGGCUCGAUUUUAUACUUACAUCAAUCCAGCAGAGAUUGAAGCUCAGUUUGAUGAGGAUGAAAAGAAAAAGAAGUCAGAAAACCUAUAUAGCACAUUGGAUCCCGUCUCACAAACAAGGAUGUGA
This is a messenger RNA of Pteronotus mesoamericanus, 2790 nucleotides long. It is a transcript of the gene SLC15A1, whose product is annotated as solute carrier family 15 member 1. The record is from RefSeq and is a predicted model, not a curated record. Gene Ontology annotation, biological process: dipeptide import across plasma membrane. Bases 1 to 2790 code for a protein of 929 amino acids. The transcript has 24 exons. Gene Ontology annotation, molecular function: dipeptide transmembrane transporter activity. Gene Ontology annotation, cellular component: plasma membrane. Lineage: Eukaryota; Metazoa; Chordata; Mammalia; Chiroptera; Mormoopidae.